This is a messenger RNA of Mercenaria mercenaria, 2564 nucleotides long. Its product is annotated as macrophage-expressed gene 1 protein-like. The record is from RefSeq and is a predicted model, not a curated record. The transcript is spliced from 4 exons. Lineage: Eukaryota; Metazoa; Mollusca; Bivalvia; Venerida; Veneridae. Bases 2 to 2344 code for a protein of 780 amino acids.
UAUGUCAGUCUCAUGUGACUUUUUUCUUAUCUUUAAAAUUACAAACCCUAUAAUCCUAAUCGAAUGUGUCAUUGCUACAGGGACGACUGCGGACAUCAGUUUUGAUUUUCGUUGUAUACUGUACAAAAUGGAGUUUGAUUUGUCAUUGCUCGGUGUCUUUUGGCUCCUGAUAAAUCCUGCUUCCUCUUUAGAUACUGACGAAGUACAUCCUGUUGGUGACCCGCGGAAAUGUUUCGUCGGUAAUAAUAAGAUAUUUAGGUUUGAAGUCAUUCCCGGCGGCGGAUGGGAUAACUUGAUAAAUAAAGACACCGGUAUGAUAAUGGAACUAAAUUACUCGCGAUGCAGGACUACCGACGAUGGUAAAUUUCUCAUCCCCGACGACGUGUACACCAUCCCUAUAAAAAGUAGUAAAGUGGAGACGUACGCGGAGUUAAUUACACACUGGGACAACUACACCAGCACUUUAUCAAGAUCGGUGAAUGCGCACGGCGGCCUUCAUUUUUCGUCGGUGUCGAUCAGCGGAAAGUAUUCCAGUGAGUAUAAGAGUGUAAAAUCACGACAAUACUACGAUAAGUCGAUGACGACCCGAGUCCAGGCUCGAUAUGUUCUGUACACAGCUAUGAUGGAACCAAGUGCCGUUAUAAAUGACGCUUUUCGAUCACGUCUGCAAAAGUUAGCUACUUAUGUAACUCUUAACCGUACAGAUCUCGCACGCUACGAGAGUCAACUUCUCGUACGAGACUAUGGAACACAUGUGAUAACGAGCAUAGAUGUAGGAGCUGCUCUUGCUCAGAUAGAUGAGGUAUCCGCAAAUUAUGUGAGGAAAUAUGAUUCAGAAAAGCACAAGGUAGUGGCUUCUGCCAGUGCAAGUUUCUUUGGUGUUUUUGAUUUCGGUGCGGGAUAUUCUGAAACUACUACAAAGACAAUGAUUGAUGAAUACAAAAAAGAACGGACAUCAUCAGCUGUAAUCACGAUUGGUGGUCCUGCAUUUAGACCUAAAGACUUCACAGCAAACAACUGGACAGACUUCAUUGCAAAUGAAAUGGUUGCAUUAGACAGAUCCGGGGAACCGUUAUACAGCAUCAUACGUGACUCAGAUUUUCCUAAUGUCCCUCAGUCCGUAACUUUUGACGUAAUUGAUUACGUUAAGGAGGCAGUGCAUAUAUACUAUGAACAUAACUCUCACCGCGGAUGUACAAAUCCCGAUUCGCCAAAUUUCAGUUUUCAAGCAAACAUGAAUGAUGAUUCGUGCCAUGCACCAAUGACAAAUUUUACAUUUGGCGGUGUUUAUCAAACGUGUGAAGCAAGUAGUUUCCCUAAAAAUCUGUGUAGCGGCAAGACUCAAAAGAACCCCCUGACAGGAAGUUAUAAUUGUCCAUCUGGUUACGAGGCUGUGCCUCUCCAUCGGGAAAACACACCGGUGUGCCACAAGUGUUGGUUUUUCUUCACGUGUUGUUCAACACCUAGCAUUUCUGCUUACUGGUGUGCAGCAAGCGGCCAAGUUGCAAUCAACAGCGGUUUCCUGUUCGGAGGACUUUUUACAUCCACCGUAGUAAACGUUUUAACACAGCACCAGAGCUGUCCUCCAGAGUUUUAUCCUAUUAAAGUUCUCGGAGAUCUGACAGUCUGUGUGAGUAACGAUUAUGAACUAGGAUACAGAUACUCUCUACCAUUUGGAGGUUUUUUCUCCUGUAACGCGGGCAACCCAUUGUCACUAAAGGAAAGGGUGAAUUCUCUUCAAAGCAGUGGAGUUGAUUUCUUGACAAAGUUCAUGAUGGAACAAGGUGUAGAAUCAUAUCCUAAAACCUGUCCAAAAGGAUACAGCCAACACUUAGCUGUUGUUUACGCUGGCUGUAGUAUCAACUACUGUGUAAGGACAGGAGCGCUGUCAGAGCAAGGUCUUCCAAAGGUACAGAGACCUCCAUUCAUGAAAGCUCCUAGAGACCAGUACACAAUGAUAGACGACAAGGACAGUGUAUUCAGCGAUGAUCAAAAUUUUAUGGCAAGACUGAAAGAAGUUGUGCUAAAUGCAAUCUCAGAAGAAGGACUAGACGGUCAGUACACAGAACUGACCCCAGCAAUGGAAGGGUUGAAAGGCAGUGAGAAAACAACGGAUACAAGAAGGCUUUCAAGUAGUGGAAUUGCAGCGAUAUCAGUUUCCGCGACCCUCGUUUGCGUUUUGAUAGGCACAACCAUCGUAAUUACGAUAAAGCGCCGCAAAAGUAGACCGUACAAAGAGGUUGAUCCGUGGGCUAGAUCAACGGAGGACGGGAGAAUUUUACUGACAGGUACAAGAAAUUACAGUCGUAUGGAUGAUACACCAGUUGUUGUUUCUAGUACUUAGCUCUAAACGUGGCAGUUUGCCGCAAUAGUAAUUGAGACAAAUUCCUUAGUUGCAUAGUUCUCUCUACUACAGUGUUUGCACUAUGACCUAGUUGUUGUUUUAUGAAAACUAUUGUGAUCGGUCUUAACAUUAUAACUAUGAAGAAAUACGCAGUACUCUGAAGAAAUUUUAGUUGUGUCCACGUAUUAGUAAUUGUUUCAGUCAAGUUUGUUUAGAUUUG